AUGUCCGACGACGAGUGGCGCGCGAAGCUCGAUCCCUUCGCGUACCAAGUGCUCCGCCGCGAGGCGACCGAACGGCCGUUCUCGAGCCCGCUGUAUAACGAGAAACGCGCGGGGACGUUCGUGUGCGCGGGGUGCGGGAGCGAGCUGUUCGACAUGAGCACGAAGUACGACAGCGGCACGGGGUGGCCGUCGUUCUACGCGCCCAUCUCGGCGGACGCGGUGACGGAGGUGCCGGACUACUCGAUCGUGUUUCUCCCGCGCACCGAGGUUCGGUGCGCCAAGUGUCAAGGACACCUGGGGCACGUGUUCAACGACGGGCCGAGGGAGACGACGGGGUUGAGGUACUGCAUGAACGGCGUCUCGCUCGCGUUCGAGUCCGCGGCGUGA
Molecule: messenger RNA, 387 nt
Organism: Micromonas pusilla CCMP1545
Lineage: Eukaryota; Viridiplantae; Chlorophyta; Mamiellophyceae; Mamiellales; Mamiellaceae
Exons: 1
Coding region: 1-387 (128 amino acids)
Biological process (GO): response to oxidative stress; protein repair
Cellular component (GO): cytoplasm
Molecular function (GO): peptide-methionine (R)-S-oxide reductase activity
Source: RefSeq, a predicted model, not a curated record